CGACUGGGCAGGGCCGCGCGCCGGAGACCGCGGUAGGAGGACGCGCUGCGCUGCGAGCAGCUGGGUCUGGCCCGUCCGCCAUGGAGCGCCGGGUGAGAGUGAACACUUGGGUGGAGGAGAACCGGGCCUCCUUCCAGCCCCCGGUCUGCAACAAACUCAUGCACCAGGAGCAGCUAAAAAUCAUGUUUGUCGGGGGCCCCAACACCAGGAAGGACUAUCACAUUGAGGAGGGUGAGGAGGUGUUUUACCAGCUGGUGGGAGACAUGGUUCUCCGAGUGCUGGAGCAAGGGAAACACCACGAUGUGGUCAUUCGGCAGGGAGAGAUAUUCCUCCUGCCCGCCAGGGUGCCCCACUCCCCACAGAGGUUUGCAGACACCAUGGGGCUGGUGAUUGAGCGGAGGCGGCUGGAAACUGAGCUAGAUGGGCUCAGAUACUAUGUGGGGGACACAGUGGACGUACUGUUUGAGAAGUGGUUCUACUGCAAGGACCUUGGCACACAGCUGGCCCCCAUCAUCCAAGAGUUCUUCUGCUCUGAGCAGUACAGAACGGGAAAGCCCAUCCCUGAUCAGCUGCUAAAGGAGCCUCCAUUCCCUCUGAGCACACGAUCCAUCAUGGAACCCAUGUCUCUGAAGGCCUGGUUGGAUGGCCACCACAGGGAGCUGAAGGCAGGCACAUCCCUCAGUCUGUUUGGGGACACCUAUGAGACCCAGGUGAUUGCCCACGGACAAGGCAGCAGCAAAGGCCCUGGACAAGAUGUGGACAUAUGGCUGUGGCAGCUGGAGGGCUCUUCAACCGUGAUGAUAGGGGAACAGCAUCUGAAUCUGACCUCUGAUGACAGCCUCCUGGUGCCAGCUGGGAGCUCGUAUGUGUGGGAGCGAGCACAAGGCUCUCUGGCUCUGUCUGUGACUCAGGACCCUUCCCGCAAAAGGCCUCUGGGGUGACCCGCAUGCUGUGGGCCCAUAGCAGCCACAGUGUGCCUGAGUGCCAGC
Molecule: messenger RNA, 989 nt
Organism: Castor canadensis (American beaver)
Lineage: Eukaryota; Metazoa; Chordata; Mammalia; Rodentia; Castoridae
Gene: Haao
Product: 3-hydroxyanthranilate 3,4-dioxygenase
Biological process (GO): quinolinate metabolic process; 'de novo' NAD+ biosynthetic process from L-tryptophan
Cellular component (GO): cytoplasm
Molecular function (GO): 3-hydroxyanthranilate 3,4-dioxygenase activity; iron ion binding
Source: RefSeq, a predicted model, not a curated record